Thunnus maccoyii (southern bluefin tuna) is the source of this 4569-nucleotide messenger RNA. RefSeq names its product activin receptor type-1C. Bases 591 to 2072 code for a protein of 493 amino acids. Gene Ontology annotation, cellular component: activin receptor complex; plasma membrane. Gene Ontology annotation, biological process: activin receptor signaling pathway; nervous system development; cellular response to growth factor stimulus. Lineage: Eukaryota; Metazoa; Chordata; Actinopteri; Scombriformes; Scombridae. Gene Ontology annotation, molecular function: activin receptor activity, type I; ATP binding. The transcript has 9 exons. The record is from RefSeq and is a predicted model, not a curated record.
CUAACCCAGCUAUAGCUACAGUCUCUUGGAAACGCAUGAAUGUUCCUAUAGAUCAUUUAUUGGCCAAGAUGUGUGUAUACAGGGAGGUGGAAAAGAGUCAGUGCAUCUUCAAAAAACUCAGUAGUAUUUAUGUCAACCUUGGGACUGUGUAUGUGUCUGCUGUGCUCAGGAGGGAGUUCAUAAUCUCCUUGUACCUAAUUUUGUGUGUAAUGUGGUUUUGUGUUUUUCUCUAUAGCAAGAAUUCAGUAAACAAGUGACUGACACCCUCAGAGAAGUGAGCAGACAGGAGGGGGUGUUUCACUGGACCUGCAGCAGUUAAAUGGAUGUGCAUCAGACACUUUCUCUCUGGCUCUCAUUCACAUGUCUUUAUCAGAGGUCUGCAGCGCUAAUCCUCUUAAAUUCUAGUCAACAGAGGCGGAGCGAACCUCUCGUUGCGUUUCACAGUUUUUCCUCCCGUUCGUCUGCUGCGUGAGGCGUUUGUGCGGGUUGCAUGGCCGAGUAGACUUCGCCGCGAUGUGUAGCGUUGCGUUUUUUGUAGAGUAGCUGCGUAAAAACGGUGCGUCGGAGAGGGAGCAGAUGCGGCUCUUGCCAUGACUUGUCCCAGGAAGCAGAGCUUUCAAGCGGCGUUGAUCUUCCUGUCCAUCGCCCAGCUGACUGCAGGUCUGAAAUGUGUGUGCCAGCUGUGCGCCAACCACACCUGUGAGACGGCGGCAGACGGCGCCUGCUGGAACUCUGUGAUGUUGAUCGAUGGGAAAGAAGAGGCGGUCAAGUCUUGCCUGUCGCCCUCUGAGAUGAAGGGCCAGGUUUUCUGCUACAGCUCCCCUAAUGUCUCCAAGAGGAACUGCUGCUUCACUGACUUCUGCAACAACAAGACUCUGCACUUAGAUCCAGAAAGGCCUUUGGAAGAUCCUGGCUGGAGUAGGCUGCAGCUGUCUGUGGUGAUCCUCGUGCCCUCUUGCCUGCUGUGUAUGGGGAUUGUACUGGGUGUGUUUGUUGUGCAGGGCCAACGCUGUGCCUACAGCAGAGCCCACAAGCAGGACCCAGAGGAGCCCUUGGAUGACCAGAUGCUCAUGUCACCUGACAAAUGUCUCAAAGAUCUUAUCUAUGACAUGAGCACCUCGGGCUCAGGAUCAGGGCUGCCAUUGCUGGUCCAACGAACCAUAGCUCGAACCAUUGUCCUGCAGGAGACCAUUGGUAAGGGUCGAUUUGGAGAGGUGUGGCGGGGCAGGUGGCGAGGAGAGGAUGUUGCUGUAAAGAUCUUCUCCUCCAGGGACGAGAGGUCCUGGUUCCGAGAAGCAGAGAUUUAUCAGACGAUCAUGCUCAGACAUGAAAACAUCCUGGGCUUCAUUGCUGCUGACAAUAAAGAUAAUGGCUCAUGGACUCAGCUGUGGUUGGUGUCAGAGUACCAUGAGCAUGGCUCCCUGUUUGACUACCUGAACAGGUACACAGUCUCUCUGGAGGGCAUGGUCAUUCUCGCUUUGUCCAUAGCCAGCGGACUGGCACAUCUCCACAUGGAAAUCAUUGGCACGCAAGGGAAGCCUGCCAUCGCUCACAGAGACCUGAAGUCUAAAAAUGUCCUGGUGAAGAAGAGCGGCACGGCAGUCAUCGCAGAUUUGGGUUUGGCUGUGAAGCACGACUCCACCACAAACACUAUAGACAUACCGUCUAACCACAGAGUGGGGACCAAGAGGUACAUGGCCCCAGAAAUCCUGGAUGAGACAAUCAAUAUGAACAGCUUUGAGUCAUUCAAGCGGGCAGAUAUCUACUCGCUAGGCCUGGUGUUGUGGGAACUGGCCCGAAGAUGCUCUAUUAGAGGACUUCAUGAAGAUUACCAGCUGCCUUACUACGACCUGGUGCCUUCAGAUCCGUCCAUUGAAGACAUGAAGAAAGUGGUGUGUGAUCAGAAACUGAGACCCAACAUUCCUAACCAGUGGCAGAGCUGUGAGGCUCUGCGUGUGAUGGGCAAACUGAUGAGAGAGUGCUGGUACGCCAACCCCGCUGCUCGACUCACUGCUCUGCGGGUCAAGAAAACCGUGGCUCAGCUGUCCGUCAUCAAGGACGUCAAAGAUUAGUUUGAUUUGUUGCCCUGCAGAUCAGCAUUGGUGCAAAAAGACGAACUGGGAGCAAACAAGGGAGAAACUGCCUCUCUAACUGCCUGAGGCGGCCCUCUUCAGGAAACGACCACAACGUUAACAGUCAGAGCGCUUAUUCAGGUUGUUGUCGGUGCCAAAGUAUUGUAGGAGGUGUCUGUGGCAGCUUUACACAUAGACACCGAUAAUGUAUGUUGGUUAUUUGAACCAAACAUCUGAACUUUUGGUAGGAAGAGCCAUAUCGAAUAAAACAUGUUUUAUUUUGCUACCUCGGACAUUUAAGUGCCCAAAACAUAAAAGUUGCACAUUGUGAUGUUUUUGUGCCAUAUCAUGUAACAAACACAGUAUUGUAGUGUGCUGACUGACAAUCACAAAGGAUACUGGAUAAGAUACCCUAACCGGUUUUUAAAUGACUCACAUACAGACUGUACUUGAUCAUUUGUACUUCAAAGUGUUUUAAGUGCUUUUGCAUAGUUAUUACUGUACUAUUGUAGAUAAAUGGUUUGAUGAAAGCUCUGUAAAUCGAAAGGUUACUCCACAUUUAACAGGUGUACAGCUGUGCAUUUCCUAGUGGAAGAGAUCCUUAAGCUACAUAUAUCUUAGUGGAUUUUUACUGUGAUCAGCUUCUGAUUAUUGAUUUUUAGCAAGGCAGCGUGGCUCUAUAUGACAGGUGGUCCACUGGUUGGUUGAUCUGUUGGUCCAAAUGCCUCGACAAGUAUUUGAUUUUAAGAUCAAGACUCUUGGAACAGACAUUCAUGUUCCCCUGAGGAUCAGUCUGAAUCCAGUUGAUGCUAAUGAGAGCUAAACCUGACAAGAUGAGUUAAAUUAUCACAGCAAACCAUUUUGAUUUAGGUAACAGCUCUACUUUUUUCUGGCACUACCAUCAGGCCAAAUGUUGAAUAUUUUGACUGAACAGUGGUGAAAAAUGCAAAUCUGUCUACAUAUUUUUACAGCCUCAUGGGAUCGGUAGACACAGACGUUUUAGUCUUGUUCUUUAUGUGAAGAGAAGUAAAGCUAUGAACUACUGUAAAUUUUGCACAUUUAAAGCUUUCAGUAGCUGCUUUCUGACAGUUGAAUGCUAGCUUGUUAACAAUCAAAAGCUCAUCCAUGAAUGUAAAAAUAUUUGUUUUAUUUUCCUUGAAUAUAUUUAUUCAAACUGGAACUGGAAUCAUAUUACAAAUUCUACAACCUAAACUACCCCAAGCAAACAUCAGUAAAACAACACAUUCAGUUUCACUAUUGUUAACAUUGGGUCAAGGUGCUGUUUGUGUUUUUAUAAACAGGGAAAUUUAGCAAAUCAUGUAUUACAUCUUUAUACAAAUAUAUAAAGAUAAACAAUACACCGAACAGAGAAGAAGAAGCAUAGAAGCAAAUGUAGGGCAAUAGCAUAUUGUGCAUUGGUAGCAAAUCAUCAGGAAGAGAGUACAGUUUUUAGAUGAUGGAUGCAGAUAUGACGACCAAUGACUGUCAGACAAGGGAAAGCCCACAUUGCUACAUCUGUCUCCCAUGUGGACUUGUAUUCACCCACAUGAAUGCAGAUGUGCCUGUGUGUGCAUGUGUAUGUGUUUCAUAUCAUGUAAAAUGAUUGUGUAAUUUCAUUGUAGUGUUUGUGAAACUGGUGCUGUGGAGAAAACUUUCCCCUGUUUCAUAUCCAUUGCUUUUUAAUUCAUGUCUAGCUGUAUAUUUUCAGUUAAUGUUUACUUUUUUUUUUUUUAGUUGCUAAGGCAAGUGACAUAUUUCCAUAUAGCUUACUUGUAUCAGUGUAGGUAUCCCCCUGUUAUGAAGGUUUCAGGAUUACUGGAUGAUACAUGUAGCAUCAGCAGUGUUGCCUCUUGAAGAUAAGCUAAUGUACAGGAGCCUGUUGCUAUCCCGGCAAUAUAUCAGUUCAUGUGCAAAUGUUCAUGUUUUUUUUGUCAGUGAAAUGAUUAGAUGUCCUCAAUCAUUUAAUCAUUUGACUUUAUGUUGCAAAGAGUACAGAUAGGAAAUAUUUAAAAUGCAGUAUUAAAGCGUCGAGCUCUGCCUGUGUCCAUUGAAAAAAAAACCCUACAAUAUAUAUUUUUUUAUCUGAAGUUGAAUCUAUGCUGACCAAGAUUAUAUUUUGUCCAUUGUGUCAUAUCUGCUUCUCCAAGAAUCAGACAGGUGACCCAGAGACAAAUGGAGAGUGAUUGUUAAAGAAUAUAAAAAGACUUAUCAGUCACUCCAGAGAGGAGUGAUCACCAUGUGCAAUUUCUGUCUGUAUUUUAUGACAUAACUGAAUAUUCACAAAUGUGAUAUUGCUUUCUUAAAACAAGAUCCAUUUUUGAUUUUAAAACCCUCUACUUACUUAGAUCUAUACAUCUGAUUUAUGUAAAACUGUUUUCUGUGGUUGCUCAGAUGUGGAUGUAAUACCAUUGCAUCAUAUCUUUUCUUUUGCACUAUUUAUUCUGUAUAGAAAUACUGUAAGUGAUAUCAGUGGGUCAAUAAACAGUUUUUUUAUGGA